GAUGAAGAUAUUUAUUCAUUUUUUGAGCCAGAGCUUCCUCUUGGACAAGCAGCAACUACAAGAACCAAGAUAGCUAACCAUCUCAAUAGAAAUACUUCAAAUCAUUCAGCUGGUAAAAGUGGGCAUUGGGCAGUUAGUUACAAAGUUUCCCAGCAAGCCUCAACCUUAGACAAGAAAGCUGGCAGUAAUGAAAAUGGAAAUUGGUGGUCCAUGAUGCGUGAUAGAAUGACAGUUCAUGAAGGGUCAUCGGUUCUUGACCUCAAGGCUGAUAACUACUUCUCUUGUGCAGUUGGUAGAAAGUGCUCUACUUCCAGAUACCUUCUUGGUUCAUCAGCUGAUGUUGUGUCCCUACUGAAAGAGCUGGCCUACUGUUCAUCUUACAGAGCUGCUUCUUCGUACAAAUAGAAGUCUAUUAUUUGAGACAGACACUCGGGGAGGGAUAGUACGAUCGCGUUCAUUCACAGCUGAGGAAACAUGCUUGUACUUUCCAAGAGUUAAGCAUAUAAAUAGAAGAAAUUCCCCUGAAAGAAAAUUUAGUAGAAAUAAUGUCCACAGGACCCUUGGGAUUGGCUUGUAAACGGUAUCCUUUUGGUUGGAUUUUAUAGAACCAUAUGCCUUGCCUUUUCAUUUCCUUUA
Nicotiana tabacum (common tobacco) is the source of this 636-nucleotide messenger RNA. The record is from RefSeq and is a predicted model, not a curated record. Lineage: Eukaryota; Viridiplantae; Streptophyta; Magnoliopsida; Solanales; Solanaceae.